GUGACCAGCGUAGUGACUCAACCUCCCUUCUGUUGCGUUUUGGCUCCGUAUGACUACCUCGAGAUCAAGUUCAUUAAUUUUUGACUACAAAAAACAAUGCAAGCAAAGACCCUGGUACAGAUACCUAAGCCUCCAAUGAUGACUCCCACCACUACCAAGUAUGAAUCGACAGGUUAUAUCAGCAACUGUGUCUAUGGCUGGAAACGAGUAACACAGCUCCUGCACUUGACCAUCACCAAGUCUGUUGUAGCACUUAGUCUAAUAUCUGCACGCAACCCAAAACGAUGCAUAGGCCUCAUCUCCCUGUUGUCGAUCACAUUGAUCACCACAGGUUUGUUUACAAAUUUCAACUUGAACCCUGGUGAUGAGCAUAUCUUUGCCCCUGUCAACUGUCUUCCCCAAGAGCACUUCCAAUGGGUUGAGGACACCUUUCCUGUCUCUCAGCGACCACUCAUCUUGCUUCUACAUGCUGAUGGGCAGAACAUCAUGACUUAUGAAGCUAUGAGACGGGUUUUCCAAGUCACAGACAUGGUACAAGACAUUAGUGGUUACGAUACCAUCUGUGCAGGCAGUGACGGCGACGAUGGCUGCAGCAUCCCUGGUCUCACCAGAUUUUGGGACCACAAUGCAACCUUGUUUGAAGAGCAAACUCAGGGAUCUGAUGAGAUGGUAAUGCAAACUUUAUCCCAAGAUGCUGCAGAUGGAACCCCUUUUCCACAUAGCCUUUUCAUUGGAAAUUUGCGGCGAGAGGCCUUCAUCAGUGAAGAUGGGAAUAACCGCACCCUGAUCACAUUUGCUCAAUCCUUAGUCAGUAUCAUUGAAAUCCCAGACUGGUCCAAUGGGGAAAGCCAAGAGUUUGAGCUGGAAAUGAUCAAUCUGAUGAAACCCAUCAAAGCUGCUUGGGCAGCUCAAGGAGAAGACCAGCCCUACCGUCUCGAGAUCUACACUGGUCGAUCAGUUGCUGAUGAAAUAACCCAAGCUAUUGCAGAUGACAUGCCUUUGAUUCCUUGUGUGUUUGCCAUCAUGGCAGCAUUCACAUGCAUGGUGUUCUGCCACAGAGACAUCAUCCAGUCGAGGGCGUUGAUUGGCAUUGGAUCUGUUGUCACGAUUCUGCUAUCUAUCAUGAGUGGUUUUGGACUUGUCUUUUGCAUUGGGUUGCCUUUCACUAGUAUGACAUCCAUCCUCCCGUUUGCCAUUUUUGGCAUAGGCCUUGACGACACUUUCAUCAUUGUGGGAGCAUACCUCAGAACGGAUCCUGCCAAAGAUCCUGUUGAACGAAUCCGAGAAACCAUGGAAGAAGUAGGAACAAGCAUUUCCAUGACAACCAUCACAACCACUGUGGCAUUUGUAUUGGGGGCAGCAACAUCAAAAAUCCCUAUCAUUCAAUGGAUAUGUCUUUAUGCCUUUCCCACCAUCUGCAUUGAUUUCCUCUAUCAAAUAUCCUUCUUUGUUGCCAUUCUUGUUUUGGAUGAACAGCGAAUCACUGCCAAUCGAAGAGACUGCUGUGUCUGCUUCAGCGCAAAAAGACGCAACAGCAUAGAAGUUGAAGACAAUGAUGAGAUGGAGAAGGAGGUCUCAGGGAAAGCAGCCCCCACCAAAGGACCUCUUGUUGACCAAAUAAUGGAAUGGUACAGCAGUCAUUUACUUCAUCCUUUCACCAAAGCAGUUGUCCUGGUUGUGUUUACCGCCUUGGCGGGUGUAUGCCUUUACAGCACAACUCUGCUCCAACAAGAGUUCAAACCAUCCGACUUCUUGCCUGAAGUGUCCUAUGCUGCCGACUUCUUGGAUGCCUCAGAUUUGUAUACCAACCGCAAGCUGCAAGUCUUGGCAUACUUUAGGGAUGUCAACCAGUCUGACCCCCAAGUUCAACAGCAAAUGAUUGAUUACAUCAACAAUUUAGCUGCUCUUCCUCAAGUUCAAGCUACACCAGAACUCUGCUGGAUCACAGACUUUCAAAAGCUGAUGAAUGGAGACAACCCGGCCUUGGAAGGGUACUCAUCCAUACUUGGCGAAAACAGCACUCUGACAUUCACAGAGAAACUAAAUUUCCUGCUGAGUUUUCCAGAAAUCAAUCAAGCAUAUGGGAAUAGUAUCGUGCAAAAUGAGGAUGGAGAAAUUGUUGCCUCCUCAUGUUGGAUAAGUGUAAAUUAUGUUGACUUGGAAGUGGUUCAAGAGCAGAGCUUUUUUUAUGCUGACCAACAACAAGUUUCAGAGGCACAGCCCAUCAAUCAAGGCGAAGACCGAUUCAAGUUUUUCUCCUUUUUCAACAUCUAUUUCAUCUGGGAAUUCUACACUGUUGUGGUGCACGAGCUUAUACUUACUACAGUUUCAGGAAUUGUGGCAGUUACUGUGCUUGCCUUCAUCUUUAUCCCUCACUGGUCAGCAGCACUCUUUGUACUCCCUGUAAUGUGUAUCCUCUACAUUGACUUAUUGGGGAUGCUGCAGUUUAUUGGGCUCUACAUCAACCCCCUUACCUACCUUUGCCUGGUGAUUUCUGUGGGCCUCUUGGUUGACUUCACCAUGCACAUGCUCCUCUGUUAUUAUGAGUCCACAAAGUCCACACGUGAGGAAAAGGUCAAGGAUACACUGCGAACCAUGGGAUCUUCAAUCUUGGUGGGUGGUCUGUCUACCUGUUUGGGUGUCAUUCCAUUGGCAUUCAGUAGCAGUGGAAUCAUUCAGACUGUCUUUGUCAUGUUCCUUCUCAUGGUUUCCUUGGGUGUGGCACAUGGUUUGGUACUAUUGCCAGUGAUUCUAUCUUAUGUGGGACCGACAGUAUGUAUCAAGCCAGGACACAAAGAUACGGAUACAACAGAAGGUGAUUUGAUGGAUGCUACACUGGAGCAGCCCCCCACAGAAGAUUCAUCACUCCCGCAUGAUGCCGUGCUUCUCACAAAAGGCAAGCCAGACUUCCGAAGGACCCGCUACUUCCAUGAGAGUGGUGGAAGCGGCGAAACUCGGUCGUGUGCAUUCACUUCUGAUGACGACUCUUCGGAGGAAGACGACGAUGGCGACACUGAAGGCGGCAUGUUGGCUUCUUCAUCAUUCCUUGAAGCACCAUACAUCGCCACUCCUCAGGUUUGGCUCGAUGCUUCAUCUAGAACUGAGUAUAGUGUCUAGCUACUACCAAGUGCCUCAGGCCUCCGUCUCCAGUGUCGACCCAUGCAAAGCCAGUGCUAUUUCUUCGAGGCAUGCAAGCGUAUCAAAAUACGACCAUGCCAAAAAAUGUGGACUCACAGCCAUGGCAGCUUCCCUUUAGUAUAGGCCCGUUCUCCACUUCUCUCUCCAUCCUCCCGGGUCCUCCACGGUCAACUGCACUGCGCAGUUACGUAGAGUAAGAGGCCUACCGUAUAGCUUAUCGCCCUAAGCUUGGCCCACUAAUACAUCCUUCCUUUCACCGU
Molecule: messenger RNA, 3398 nt
Organism: Seminavis robusta
Lineage: Eukaryota; Bacillariophyta; Bacillariophyceae; Naviculales; Naviculaceae
Source: the annotation of a GenBank genome assembly